UGAAGGGUAAACACCAGCCCAACACCAUCUGUCACUUUUUUGUUUGAGUGUGGAAGACAGCAGUACUCUACCUCUGCUUUUAUUAAACCGAACUUACAAGAAGAAAAUGGCGAGCAACGACGACGCCUUGUAUACAGUUAGUGACCACAUAUCCUGGGGUGACCGCCAACCAACGGAAGCUGAGUCUCUCAUGGCAUCGGCGCUGCUGAAGAUUCGAUCGGAAUCUACUCCCAGGAACGAGCGACCCUCUGGUAAAAGUCAGAAUGAAGUUCCUGUAUCCGGUCGAUCUACAUCCCAAGAGCCAACAUCGUCGACCCAUUGUCGGACCGCGUCUUUUCCUCCUCCCCUCGCACCCACCCCGAAUCAGCUUUAUGGCAAUUCAAGAUUUGCGAUCUUGCAAGCGCAAAGUUCACAGCAACAGCUCGCUGCCUUGCAAGCUGCUGCAGCCGUUGGUGCAGCUUCGAUUGCCUCGAACCACGCUCUGCGAUUCAAUUUACUGCGUUCGGGUCUCCUGACAUCUCAGCAUCAUCCAGCAGAGACACAAACAAGGUCGCUACCCACUGAUUCUUUGACGGACUCAAGGAGCGACAACUUGUCAUCGACAUCUCAGGAGCUUUCGGUGCGACAGGAAAAGGUCGAAGCCGCUUUGAAAUCGAAACCUCAACGUGGUCGCAAGCGUGAAAAUCUGAGUGAAUUGGAGAGACUCGAGCUAACACGUACACGAAAUCGCGAGCAUGCCAAAAGUACGCGUGUCCGAAAAAAGGCACGGUAUGAGGAGCUCUUAGACAAUGAAAAAUGUUUCUAUGCCUUGCAGGCUAAAGAAGAGCUUGCUCGGCGUCGUCGCCAAUGCAUUAUUGACUUUUCCGCGUUGCGAGCGAGUAUGGCGCGAGAUUCAUUGGUUCCGGCUUUGCCCGCGCAGUCUGCUGACGUACACGUGCAGCAUCUUGCCACUUUGGUAGAAGACGUGACUACCUUCUCUUUUUUUGCGAAAGGUUACUCUGUAGGAGGGCAACACAAUCAUGCCGAUGGACAGAUGAGGGAAUUCGACCGGGAACUGACGAGCCGUGUGGCAGCUAGGUUUGGUGAAGCUGUCUUGCCACUGUUGGUGUAUGAUGUAUCCGGAUCUGGGGACGGAAUUGCUUUGUCUGCUUCAAAUUCUGGGCUCGCGAUGAUAGAAAUUUCUCUAUCUGCUGAGUCUAAGAUACCUCUCAUGUCGGGCUUGCUUAACUUUGAGUUUAUGAAUGAUUCGUCCAAAGUCAGGUCUGUGUAUUGGACAGUUCUGAAGGACUGUAUCGACAAAGAAUGCUUGAGCGCUCAAAGCUCAUACCCCAGCGUGGUCUCCCUCGAACAAGGGCUGCUACUUAACGAUUCAGACAAAAUCAGACCAUCAGACAAGCAGCAGCCCAGGAAAGACGGUGACAAGGAAGAGUUUGUCGACAACCCUGGAAUGAGCAUCUGAUGUGACAGUUACGAUUUCACAUUUCUACAUAGAUGUUUUUAUGUAUGUACACUUACACCAAAUCUGAGCUCUUGGUUUAAAGGCUGGAACAGAUUACUACUAGAAUUUAAAAUUAAUUUAGCCUGAAAUUGAUUAAUGUAUA
Messenger RNA from Phaeodactylum tricornutum CCAP 1055/1, 1601 nucleotides. RefSeq lists its product with no specific name. Lineage: Eukaryota; Bacillariophyta; Bacillariophyceae; Surirellales; Neidiaceae. The coding region runs from base 107 to 1459 and encodes 450 amino acids. The transcript is spliced from 2 exons. The record is from RefSeq and is a predicted model, not a curated record.